ACGUUCGCCACGUUCAGUCGGAGACCGUACAUCAUGCCGUGUGUUCGUUACGUCAGUUGUUGUGUCGUCGUACGAAUACCGCUCGAAAGUUUUACCGCCUCAACGCUAUAACAAUUUUACAGUGCUUACUAGACUAUAUUUUAUAUGCAUUAUUACUAUACUUUUAUUUAUAAAUAUUAUUUUCGCGGGUGUGGUGAAAAUUGUGAUCUAAUAGGAAUAUCACCCGCCAUAGAGACAUUGUCUAUCGUCGUUCCAGAAAUCAUGGUUUACCAGCAUUGACGAGAAAUCAAGAAAUAACGACAAAAAUGCCGCCUUCUAGAGAUUCGAUGGCGUACACCAAAGGCCUACUUAAUGGACCGGGACAAAAUAAUUGUUUUCUGAAUAGCGCUGUACAGGUGUUAUGGCACUUGGACAUAUUCAGACGAAGCUUCAGAGAAUUGUACGGGCACGCUUGCAUGGAAGAGUCAUGCAUUUUUUGCGCUCUAAAGGAACUAUUCACAGCGCUUGGCUCCAGCCAAGAAACGGCUUUGCCUCCAGAUGCACUGAGGAAAGCUCUUGCUCAAUCAUUUUACGAUCAGAGAAGAUUCCAAUUAGGAUUUAUGGACGAUGCUGCCGAAUGCUUUGAAAAUAUAUUAUUAAGAAUACACUACCAUAUAGCCAACGAAGAAGCCGAAGACAUGUGUAAUGCGAAACAUUGUAUAUCUCAUCAAAAGUUUGCUAUGACAUUAGUUGAACAAAGUGUAUGUGGUGCUUGUGGAGCUACCUCAGAGCCUUUACCUUUUACUCAGAUGGUGCAUUAUGUAUCCGCAUCUGCAUUGACUGCUCAAGUUAAACAAUUUCCUUCAACCGGCCAAGCUGAUCUAUUUGGUCAAUUAUUGAAGAAAGCCGGUGGAAUGGGAGAUAUUAGAGAUUGUCCAAGCGCUUGUGGUGCUAAAAUUCAAAUAAGAAGAACAUUAAUGAACAGACCGGAAAUAGUUUCAGUAGGCAUUGUUUGGGAUUCAGACAGACCUACGUUAGACCAUAUAAUGGCACUUUUAAGCACACUGCGAACUUCAUUACGACUAUGUGAUGUAUUCCAUGGAUCAUUUGACUUACCAAAUGGAAGUAUGCCCCUACAACAUCAAUUAGUUGGAGUUGUAACAUAUUACGGAAAACAUUAUUCUACAUUUUUUUAUCACACGAAACUAAAAAUUUGGAUAUAUUUUGAUGAUGCUAAUGUUCGAGAAAUUGGCCCUAGAUGGGAACAGGUAGUAGAGAAAUGUAAGCGAGGGAGAUACCAACCUCUUCUGCUAUUAUUUGCUUCUCCUGAAGGUGAACCCGUUAAUGCAACAACAGCACCAAAAUCUAUUACAAAGGCAACUAAGCUUUCAUUUUGUACCAACACUAUUCAAAGUUUGUCCCAGGGUCGUAGAUCUCUUACACCCAAUCCAGAAAAACCUUUAUCAAAUCAAGGUCAUCGGAGAGCUGUCACUCCAAAUCCAGAUCCAACAAUUGCAUUAGCAAAACCAGGUUUAAAUUCUUCGAUAAAUGAGUAUCAAAACCUGGCUCAUUAUCAAACAGUUAUAAUGGCUAAGGCUGCAGAAAUGUAUACAAAUGACGAUUUAAAUGAUCAACCGGGUUCACCUAGAUCCGUGGCAUCUAAAUGUGAAUUAGUUAGAAGAGAUUCGGGAAAUUGGAGUGGUGAUAGAAAUAGCGCUUCGUCGUCAUCAUCUACUUCAUUAGAAAAUCCUUAUCAAUAUUUUGUCGGAAAAAUUCAAAAUAGGACUGGAAAUGGUUUUAGCGGUGUUCCUCGAAGCCCCAAUAAACCAAAAGAUUAUACAAUGAACCAAUUUGAUUUAGGAUAUGACUCUUAUUCAUUGUCUUCUAAUGAUAGUUUGCCUUUACAACAGAAUCUCAAGCAUAACCUACAGCUUGCUCAAAUACCAGAAGGGCAUCAAACUUCUCAUACGUCAUUGAAAAAUGGAUCUAAAAAUUCUGCAGUCGAUGAAGUGGAAAGACUUUGUGCUGAAGCUGAUCAGUUAUUGGGAAAAUCUGAAGCCACUGAAGAUUUAGUUAUGGCAUUAUCUCUAUGUAAUUUAGCUGCUGGUAAAGCUAGGGCUGCUAUGGAUGCUCCAUAUAGUAAUCCCCAAGUUGCUAGCUUUGCAAGAAUGAAACAUAACACUUGUGUGAUGAGAGCUCGCAGUUUACACAAACGACUUGAAGAACCUCUUCACUCUACAAAUAAACAUGGUGAAGGAAGGCAUAGUCGAGAAGGAAGUAGUUGUAGCAAUAGAGGAUCUCAAGUAUCACAUAGCCGGCAGAACUCCAAAGAUAAAACAAUUCAGCAUUCAAGGCAAAAUAGCAAGGAAUUACUUGAUAUGUCACUUCAGUUAUCGUCUUUACAAAAUUCCCCUAUAGACAAAUCUGUAAAAAAUAUUGAGAUUUAUGCUACAUUGCCGAAGAAUAAAAAAGGAUUGUUAUCUCGUUCAUCAAACAAAACAAAACAAGUAAUUGAAGAUGAAGAAUACAUGAUGUAUGAAAGACCUAGCAGAAGCUUACAAACUAAAAGUAAAACUAAUAAAAAAGAUGGAGAAAAAAGGGCAAGGAGUGAAGAACGUGGUACUAAAAAUACUAAGGAAUUCUUGUCAAACUCUUUGACUAAGGAAACAAAAAAACCUAAAGUUGAAGAUAAUAAGCAAGGCAAAAAACAACAUAAAAUAAGGAGAAAACUGUUAAUGGGUGGCCUAAUAAAAAGGAAAAAUAGAAGUAUGCCUGAUUUACGCGAAGAUGAAUUACAAAUAAAAGAUCCACCUAAAGAAAAAAUCGUAUCCAAAGAUGACUCUAUGGUAGAUUCAAUAAGUAGUCAAAACAAUCUCAGUGGAUAUCUGUCUGAAGGUCAUCUUGAAAGUACAGGAAAUCCUAAUUUAUUACGAAGUAAACUAAUGAGAAAGAGUUUUUAUACUAAUAAAUUCCUUCAUUUUGCUAAAGUACCACCGCCACCACCAAUGCGUACAUCUUCUCAGUUGAGUAAAGCAGAAAGUAAUAAACAACAUAAUGAUUGGUGUUCUGAGCCUCAAUCCUUACCAUACAUUCAUCCUCGUAAGGAAGAUGUGACUUACGCUAACGGAGGUAUGUUACUUGACAAAGACAAUAAAAAUGUUAUGAUUACUCAAGCUCAAGUUCAUCAUAAUCCUGAACAAAAUGUUGUUGUAAAUAAUGUCGAUGAUCUUGGAUUUCCAUUACCACCUUACCCAAGUCCAUUAAAUUCUGUGUGUCAUUCGAGGCAACCUAGUGAAGAAUUUCCUCCACCUCCGCCCCCAGCGCAAGCUAUUGAUGAAGUCGAUGGAGCUUGUCUAGUUAUACCUAAGGAACAAAUUAAAUUGGAAGUAACUGAAGAAAACAAUUGGGUCAAAGAGUUACAAUCAAAGCAAGCCUCUUGGUGUGGUAAUGAUCAAGUUGGUCAAGAUUUAGAGUCCAAAUCAAUUGUAAAAGAUUUGAAAAAUAAAUUUGAACAAAAGAGCAUUAUUGAUAAUUUAAUAACUCAUGCAAUUAAUAACUUACCAGCUGACAGUAUUUGUGAAAUAGUUGAUGAAGAGGAAAAGAAAAUUGAAAAAGAACUUAAGGGAGCUUUAAGUAAAAGUACUUUUGAUAAUAGUGAAUCAAAAAGAAAAUUAGGAAAAAAGAAAAAUGUUACCUUUUGUGAACAAGUAGUUUUAGUUGCGACUGCGGAAGAAGAUGAAGUCGAUAGCUAUAUACCAAAUCCCAUUUUGGAAAGAGUUCUCAGAUCUGUUCUACAUAAAGAUGUUCCUAUUGAACAAAAUAGGGAAGUCACAAAAUCUGUAAUUCCGUUGAAACGAAAUGACUCUGGCCAAUUCAAUCGAAGCAAUUUAUCUUUAAAAUCUUGUUAUGAAAAUAACAACACUGAAGAAAAAUCUAAUGUUGAAGUCAAAGAUGAGUUACCACCAAAAACGUAUCGUAUGUCUCCUGUGCAACAAUCGCCUCAAACACAUGCAUCUGUAGCAAUACAACCCAAACUAAAAGCACCUCUUCCAGAACAAGUUCAAAAACCAGUGGAAUCUGUAAAAAAUUACCGCAUGUCACCAAUUCAACAGCCGACGAAUCUUAAUCAAUCUCCAUUGGUACAACAGAAAUUUAAGUCUCCUUCUACUUCACAAAUAGCAAAUGCAAUGUCAAGUUUAUCGAUAAACUCAAUGGACAGUAUUCAGUCAGUUCAAAAUCAAUCCUCGACCACACAUAGAUUUUAUUCCAACAAUCAACAAAAUAACGUUUAUCCCCAACAGUAUCAAAGUCUUUCGCAUUUGGGACAUCAAAAACCGUUUUUAAGCAAUGAACCACAUUCACUCAACUAUCAAUCAAUAAGUGAAAACAAAUUAAGUUGCUCACCUGUAAACAGUAGAUCAAAUCAGUCUUCUUUAGAGAGGAAUCAAACGAUCAGACAAGUUAACGGUGGUGUCACGUCGAAUUGUUAUCCACAACAAUCGCCUGUCGAAGGCAGGAGCGGUCAUUUUAGAUUCAAUGGUGACAGUCAAACACAACUUCGGCUCCAUGGAAAUCAAACAUCAAAUUCAGAAACAAAUACCCACCAGUAUCAAACCAAUCCAGGAUCUCCUAGAAUACCAUACGCUCAAAAUAAUGUUCGUUAUAAUGUUUCAAAUAUUGAACCAGCAAGUCAAUACCAAAAUAACAACGAAAACAGAUCAUAUAAUAACCACGGUCAAAUUCCCCAGUACCAAUGUCAAUCACUCGAAAGGUUGAACAGUAAUAACAACAAUAACGUCAAUCAUAUGACCGAUAACCGGACGUGUUAUCCCCGACAACCCAGUCCCGUUCAAGUACAACACAACAAUCUCAAUAUCAACAACAUUGGGAGACACCAAUCAAGUCCCACUACGGUUUGUAGCGACAACGGUAAUAGAACCGCUUACGGACAAACGCAACAGCAUCAAUUCGAUAGAUCGAAUUCUUCGGUCAACUGUGGGGAUAAGUCCGUGAUUAACCAACAUCAUCAUCAACAGCAACAACAACAACAGCAACAGUUGGUUGAUCGGCUUAACAUUGCUCCUCAGUAUAACGUAAAUAGUGAAAACAGCAAUAAAACUGGUUACUUGCAACAAGGAGUGUCCGCCAACCAAGCGCAGCAGUUGGAAAGGAUGGCCCAACAUUACGAGAACAAAACUGGCGGGUACAUUCAACAGGGCUUAACCACAACAAAUUUACCGCAGCAGCAGCAACAACAACAACAACAACAAUUCGGCACUGUAGCGGGGGACAACUAUAAUAAUAACAAUAAGCCUGGCAGCAAUCAAUCGCAGCUGCCAUCGGUACAACAGUGUUCAUCGAGUUACGCGCAUGCUGAAUCGAGGACGUCGAAUGGGUAUCCAGUGCCGCAGCCCGACAAUAGGCCCACGCAGGCCCUUCCGGCCGGAUACCCGCGGAACGCUUUGGACACGAAACCUGGCCAACACUCACCAGGCGUGUUGUUAAGGCAGCGUAGCAUGGUUAACGGUUUCCAUUCGAUGCCGUACACCCGACAGUCCACGGACACCGUGGCUCACUUGCCGCCAGCACACCCAAAGAAGGACUUCACGCAGCCAGCCAACGGUUUCGUGAGGUCGACUGCCGAGUCGGCACACGGCUCAUCGUCGUCGUUGGACCGGAACAAGCAGCUGCACCAACAGUAUGGUGGCCAGCCAGAUUGCCCGGCGUCGCCGUCUAAGGUUCGCCCGGUAAAUUCGUCGCCAUCGUCACCGUCGUCAUCGACAGCAGCGGCAGUGCAGAGGACCAACACGGUCCGUAGGCCAAUGACUGUUUACGAGCCACAACAACUUCCACCUUAUCAGCACCCGCCGGUUCCAGUGGCAUUCAAACAGCAACAGUUACAGCUGCAGCUACAAUUGCAGCAGCCCUGCAGGCCCAACGGCCAGCCCAGGUCCACAACACCAAACGGCAACGCGACUGCUGCUAACGAUCCAGGCCGGUACGCUGUUUAUCAACAGCCGCCAUCACCCCGGUUGCAGGACAAAUGUGCCAAUAACGGUAUUAUUAACGGCAUGCCCAGGCCGUCGCCGUGCAAUCUGUGCCGCAAGAAGGCGGUUAACCACCCAUCCAUUUACUGUUCGGACUGCGACUUUUACAUGUCAAGGUUCAAACCUAAGGCUCAAUCAACUACGUGCUAACAUGAUAUAAUAUUAUGAUAUAGGUACUGUUUGCGGUUAUUUUAUACGCAGCACGUGAUCUCUUAAAUUUUGUAUCUGUGAUAUACAACAGUAAAUUAGUAAUUGUUUUAUUAUAGGUACAUUAUUCAGUUUCUAAUGUUAUAUCGUAUUAGUAUAGUUGACAAAUUACUAUUAUAUGAAUUUUAUCAUUGUAUACAAGGUAUAUAUUAUACUUUUUUUUUAUUUAUAAUUAUUUGUUUGUACCAUGCAUUUUAUGAUUGAUUGAAAAUUGUUUUUGAAUUUUUUUUUUUCCAUUUAUAAGAUAUAUUAUAUUAUCGUUAUUACUUAUUUUAUGUUGAAUGAUCUCAUUACCAUAUUGUAAAAUACAUUUUAAUUAUUAAAUGUGUGUAAUAUCGUAAGGAUGACAUUUUAGAUGUAGAAGCAUAAUAUUGUAAGUUUUGCCAUGUUCGAUUUAUAAAAUAUAUUAAUAUUAAUAUAAGCCCACCUCUUUCAUUAAUGUAUUAAUAGUUUAAGAUCAUUUUUUAAUUUAAAUUAUAAUGUAUUUGAAACAAUAAAACAUGUAUUUUAAUAAAUAAUA
This is a messenger RNA of Rhopalosiphum padi (bird cherry-oat aphid), 6753 nucleotides long. RefSeq lists its product as uncharacterized. The transcript has 13 exons. Gene Ontology annotation, biological process: protein deubiquitination. NCBI's taxonomy places the organism in Eukaryota, Metazoa, Arthropoda, Insecta, Hemiptera, Aphididae. Gene Ontology annotation, molecular function: cysteine-type deubiquitinase activity. The record is from RefSeq and is a predicted model, not a curated record. The coding region runs from base 306 to 6176 and encodes 1956 amino acids.